This is a messenger RNA of Cutaneotrichosporon oleaginosum, 1371 nucleotides long. RefSeq lists its product as uncharacterized. Gene Ontology annotation, cellular component: membrane. Gene Ontology annotation, biological process: ceramide biosynthetic process. NCBI's taxonomy places the organism in Eukaryota, Fungi, Basidiomycota, Tremellomycetes, Trichosporonales, Trichosporonaceae. The record is from RefSeq and is a predicted model, not a curated record. Gene Ontology annotation, molecular function: sphingosine N-acyltransferase activity.
CCUCCGCUCCCGCCUCCCGCCUCCCCGCCGUUCACAUCUUCACCUCCCAUCCCCUGCCCACCAUGUCCGCCCUCUCCGCCUCCUCCCUUCCCCCACAACUACGCCGCUUCGUCUCCCUCUCCUACCCCGUCGGCGGCGGGCUAUACGGCAAAGGGCGCGACGACUUGCUCUUCGCCACGUCCUGCGCCGUCGUAUGGACAUUUCUUCGGCACGUCUGCAUGAACCACAUCCUCGCGCCGCUCGCAGACGCUGUCAUCCCAGAAGAGAAACUUCCCAAGGGAGCAAAGGGCGCCCUCCUCCGGCACGAGCAGCGGUUAGCUGCCAAACGGCGGCAGCACAACGUUGCACGCUUUGCCGAGCAGGCCUGGGGGAUGUUGUACUGUGGAGUCUUCUUCACGCUGGGCGUGAUCAUUCUCCGCCGUAUCCCAAAUGCGCUCAGCCCCGAGCAGGUCUGGGGCACAUACCCAUACACGCCUCUCCCUUACCUCACCAAAUGGUACUAUCUCGCCCAGCUCGGCUGGUGGUUCCACCAGGUUUACGCCAUCAACACGGAGAAGCGCCGCAAAGACUACUGGCAAAUGUUCGGGCAUCACUUCCUCACGAUCGCCCUCAUUGUCGGCUCAUACGCGGCAAAUUACACACGCGUCGGCGUCAUUGUCCAUGUCAUCAUGGACACGGCCGACAUUUUCCUGCCUCUAGCCAAGCUCCUCCGAUACAUGGACUUGCGUCAGGCAUGCGACGUUACGUUCGUCGUCUUCCUUCUUACGUGGAUCGUGACGCGCCAGGUCGGGCUCUUCCUCGUCAUCCGGUCUGCGUAUGUCGAGGCACCAAAGUACAUCCCUUUCAAGUGGGCGCCCGAGGAGGGCAUCUACCUCACCAAGCCGAUCUACUACGGCUUCGUGGCGCUCCUCAGCAUCCUCUUGGUGCUGUGCACCAUGUGGUUCUACAUGGCCAUCAUGGUUGCCGUGCGCGUCGUGACCGGCAAGGGAGCCGAGGACGUGCGCUCGGACUCGGAGGAGGAGGACGAGAUUUCUGUCGACGGGGACGAGAGCGACGCGUCGAGCAUCGCUGGAUUUGCGAACGGGGUGGCCAGCGGGCGCGCCACCCCAAACGGUAACGGGUACACGAACGGACACGCACACACGAACGGGUUCACCAACGGGCACUCGCCUGCGUCGAGUUUUGGCUCGGCCGCGGGCCUCAAGCACCGCAAGUAGACACCUACAUGUAUCUUUGCAUCGCGCGUCGGGGUGGGCGCACAGACGCGCGCGACGGGACGCGUUGUUGCGCGUACGCGGUGACUCGAGCCGUGUGUGAUCGCGGUGCGGCAUUGCACGGGCCAGCGGCUACGCGGCUGGUUGUGGAUCCGUG